This is a messenger RNA of Aspergillus niger, 3438 nucleotides long. RefSeq lists its product as uncharacterized. The record is from RefSeq and is a predicted model, not a curated record. The coding region runs from base 1 to 3438 and encodes 1145 amino acids. The transcript has 3 exons. Lineage: Eukaryota; Fungi; Ascomycota; Eurotiomycetes; Eurotiales; Aspergillaceae.
AUGUCUAAUUAUCCACCGACACCGUCAUUUGUGGGACCAAAUUAUACACCUCAGUGGCCUCCAUCAGAUCCGUCUUCCUCUACCGCUAUGCCAUCCUUGUUUCCUCCUAAUCUUGGCUUUGGCCAAAACCCAUCGCCCAUCCCUCAACACGCGCAGGAUGGUACUACCCGUGCGUUUGAUUAUAACCCCGACAGCUACAACGCAAACACACGUCUACCGGGAUUAGGGGUCCCGAGCGCCGCUGGUCCCUUAGUACCGCCGCCUCCAUUCACUUUCAUGCCGCCUUUCCCUUCAACUCAGUUUCCUCACCCUCCCUUUCCACCAUUACAGAUGCCACCGCUACGAUACCCCUCGAUUCCUGUACCUCCGGUUCACGGUUAUGAACCAGUUCGUCAUGCAACUAGCGACUACCACAUGAAUAACUCUAUCCCUACUCCGCCGGGUCCUCAGCCUGCUGCUGCUGCUGUCAACUCCGAGUCUGAUCCCGACCGAGAGGAAGGUGAACUCACAGAUCGUGAAGAAUCUUCGUCGACGCAGCCAAGACCACAUAAAGCGAACUUGGGACAGCAGUCAGGACAUAGCUUCGAUACUCAGAUGGCUCGAGCUAUGGACGGUAACAACGAUUCCAUGGAAAGCGAUCGGACAAUGAAACCGAAUGGAACUGGUACUCAUGGCAGACAUAACUCUCACUUGUCAGCGAUGGCCACCGAAGGCUCAGCGCCAGGCUACCCAGAGCUGGAAAGAGGCGGGGCUUCACCAGAAACUCGCCUAUCGUCCCGAAGCAGUGGAUCACCCUAUAAUCCUGCUCCUCCCAGCUCUACUGAACCCCCGGUUCCGGACACCGCACCGGGACCAGAAUUGCCAGCUCCUUCAAUCUCACAAUAUGAAGCGGCCCCCGAUAAAGGAAUGAGCAGCACAGCUUCAACUGAACCACAGUCAAUACCCAGCGGCGGUAGGUCAUUGGCACAGCUUCGCGUCCAGGCGCAGGGGGCACUUCUGAGCUUGGCGCCUCACAACAUUCGAUAUGCCGAGUUUGUCGGGGAAGGAAUCAACCCGGUUAUCCUUCGUCAACUCUAUGAAGAAGUUGGAAUAAAGAUCGCCACUCCCGUACAGGACGUCUCAACACCUUCCGCAUCCAGUGCAACUUCCUUGGAAUCCGACCGUUCGUCGACUAGCCAGUCUGGGGAGCCAGAGCAAGGAAGCCACUCGAUCAUUAAGUUAGUCGCAGAUCAAAGUUCGGCAUCGCAAUCUAAAGCUUCAGAUUUGCCAUCGGAUACUACGAAACCCAUGGAGCGAAAAGAGGUUAUUGCUCGUAUGCUUGCCGCAAAGGCUGCAAAGGGUGCUGGGGCGCCUGGACUGGUUCAAACGCCGGCGGCCAAGGAAAGUAGUGCGUCCGAAGAUUCGGCUCUGCCGGAUGCUGACAAGAAUGCGAUGAUCCCCUCUCAGGACGGCCAAAUAAAGGAAAAGGAGACUCGUGUUAAGGAGAAGAACAAGGCCCAGACUGAACUGGCUAGGCAGCGGAUUGAGCUGCUCAAGAAGCAGGGCUUAAUGAGGAACGGUCAAAAAUCGCAGUCGGAUUCCGUGCCUCCAGAGAAACCUCAACAAUUGAUCAAUUCCGGUACUGAAUUAUCUUCAACUUCGACACCGAUGCCAAUACAACAUCCAUUGCCAGAACGUCCUCCCGAUCCUGAGCCUAAUGUUUCAGCCCGUAUACCUGGUCUCUUCAUGACGGAACAAGAGCCCGAAACUGUACAAACUCCUUCAAUUUCCGCUAUUCAGGGUGCUACUGAUGCGGUGUCACAAACCCGUCUUAAUCAGCGCAAACGCCCUCGAGCAUCUGAUUUCGACGAACCGGUUCCGAUUCCUAAAAAGACGUUCAACAAUGGUGCUAGUCAUGCCUAUCCUGAGACCCAGAGGCUCAUUAUUGAUAUUAGCGAUGAUGACGAGUUCUACGGUGAUGACGAGCAUGACAACAUGGAUUUAGACCCGCCAGCCGGAAAGGACGUGCAUGAUGUGGAGGGCUUGCUGCGGACAUACACCCCAUCUGUUGACAUCCUCCCUCAACGGCCGGCAACUGCCUCUAGUCUGGGGUUUUCUAACUCGGCUACACCACAGAGCCUGAGGAACAAUGAUCAGGAGCAUCAGGAGCAUCUUCGAAAGAAAGAUCUGGAGAUCAAAGCCAUGCACAAGCGAAUCGCGGAACUAGAAGAGCGGAAGAAAGCAAAGCUGGCGGCCAGCCGUACACAAUCACCUCGACCAUCAGACGCGCCGGAACCUUCACCUCCUGCGAACAAAAUUUCUGACGACGUGAGUAAAGCAUCGAACCUCACUGCGGAAGCUGAGCCGGAGAACAAGUCUCCUGCCAACUUGGAUCUUACCCAAGUGGAGAGUCUCAAAGUCAAACUGCUGCGCAAACAGGAAAUCGAAAUUGGUAUUCCUGCGCUAGAUGCCGAGAUACACAAGUCCGAGGCGAAACUAGCUGAGGUCCACGAGGAAGAAAGCAGGCUAGUGUCCGAAAUCACAAAAGGGCGGGAAGGCCGGCAGCAGCUCUUGGAUGAGUUGAACAAUCUGAAGCUUGAGCUUAAUGGGUUGACCUUGGAUGAUGUGGAGGCUGCGAUACGCCGCGCACAGGAUAAGGAAGACAAGGAAGCCAAGGAACCUACGCCUGAGGUUGAAGACCAACCAAAAUCCCCCGAGAACGAGUAUGCAACUUCUGAGCCCACGCACGCCGGCUUGCCCAUCGACAAAGAAAUGGAAGAUGAGGAGCCGCUCCGUCAAUCCGUCGUAUCUGAAGAAGUUCCUGAACCUGAUUCCGGCAACGGGUCCAGCAUCGUGCCUGACCCCAAGGUGAUGGACGACGUUAGCGAGUCUUCUGGAGAGGUAUCCAGUUCUGAUUCUAUGGGUUCGGCAAUGGAUGAGUCUAGCGACAGCUCUAGUGAUGAGUCUGCCGACGAAGAGAUGCUUCCAGCUCAUACACCCGCUCCGGAGACGAACACCCCUGGGGAGUCAGGCGGACCCGCUGAAGAUGGGCAACCGGAGCCAAUUGAGGCAGCGGCAGGUCUUCAGCAUGAUCUUCCCGAGCGCCCGCGAACCCUAGAUGCGGAGCCACAGGCGGAGCUACAACCUGAGUCAACUGCCGAUGAGCAAGUCGCCGAGAACCUAGGCCAGGCCUCUCGUGAAUCUUCCGUCUCAGAUGCGUACGAGCCUCCUGAGCCAGAAGAAACAGCUAGCCCUGCUGAUUCCAGCUAUUCCCCACCGUUCAGCCCUGCAUCUCCCGAUCCUGUUGACCCCCUUGAGGUCUCCACGGCAGAUGAGACGAGACAGGCUGACGAGCCACUAACGAGAAAGGUCCAGGAAUGGGAUACCCAACAACCAAGUGCUUAUGCUCAGGUUGGCAUUCUGGAUGUGCGGUGCACCUCAAUUCCGCCUAAGGUGUGA